Messenger RNA from Stegastes partitus (bicolor damselfish), 1057 nucleotides. It is a transcript of the gene tmem178bb, whose product is annotated as transmembrane protein 178Bb. Gene Ontology annotation, cellular component: membrane. The coding region runs from base 173 to 1057 and encodes 294 amino acids. NCBI's taxonomy places the organism in Eukaryota, Metazoa, Chordata, Actinopteri, Pomacentridae. The record is from RefSeq and is a predicted model, not a curated record. The transcript is spliced from 4 exons.
AUUUGACAUCCUGUUUUAUCAGUGAGCUGUGUCAUUCUGAAGGUUCGCCAUCUGCCUGCACAUAAUGGUCCCGAGCCUGCUCUCCAGAGGUGAUGUGAGCUGAGCUAGCGGGGAAGCCGCAGAGGAGCUGUGCGUGUGUCGAGGUGCUGAUGCGGCUGUGACAGCAGCGAGCAUGGCUGCCGGGAAGUUGCUGCUCUACGCCGGGCUCUCUCUUUCUCUUUGCGCCCUGGGGAUGCUGGCCGUGGCGAUGUGCUCCGAUCACUGGUACGAGACUGACGCCAGGAGGUACAGGGACCGGUGCCGAAGCUAUUCCAGCCGCCGCAAGGACCCGGGCUUCAUCUACAUCCCCAACAACAGCCUCCCGCUGCGGGCCAGCCGGAGCAGCCUGCCGCGCUGGGAGGAGAAGCUGCUGCUCGCCCGGAACCGGCGGCAGCUGUUCGCCAUGAGCGCCGCGGACGACUGCCACAGGCAGUAUAACUCCACCAACAUGGGGCUGUGGAGGAAAUGCCAUCGGCUGGGUUUUGACCAGGAAAUCGAAGAUCUCAUCCGGAAAGGUUCCAUUGCAAGGUGCUCCUACAUCAAGUAUCACUACUCCUCGGCUACAAUACCCAAAAACCUCUCCAACAACAUCACCAACACAAUAAGGCAGGACGAAUGGCACUCCCUCCACUUGCGACGAAUGACAGCUGGUUUCAUGGGCAUGGCUGUGGCCAUCAUUCUCUUCGGCUGGAUCAUCGGCGUGCUUGGCUGCUGCUGGGAUCGAGGCCUCAUGCAAUAUGUAGCCGGCCUUCUCUUCCUUAUGGGAGGAACUUUCUGCAUCAUUUCCCUCUGUACCUGCGUUGCUGGCAUCAAUUUUGAGCUUUCGCGUUACCCGCGGCACCUGUACGGCCUGCCUGAUGACAUCGGCCAUGGCUACGGCUGGUCCAUGUUCUGCGCCUGGGGAGGCCUCGGCCUCACCCUCAUCGCUGGCUUCUUCUGCACCCUGGCUCCCUCUGUCCAGCCAAUACCCCGUUCCACCUGCCCCAAAUCCCGACAGGAGAAUGGUACCGUCUGCUAA